Molecule: messenger RNA, 2344 nt
Organism: Sorex araneus (European shrew)
Lineage: Eukaryota; Metazoa; Chordata; Mammalia; Eulipotyphla; Soricidae
Gene: TRAF3IP2
Product: TRAF3 interacting protein 2
Exons: 9
Coding region: 127-1818 (563 amino acids)
Biological process (GO): positive regulation of canonical NF-kappaB signal transduction; humoral immune response
Source: RefSeq, a predicted model, not a curated record
GGCGGAGGGAGGCCGGGAGCCACUCCAGGUGGGUGACAGGCCAAGGAGAGAGCCCGACCACCCCGUCAGCCCGUCUGUCUGUCUGUCUGUCUGUCUCUCUGUCCCGGGUGGUUCUAAGAAACUAGAAUGAACCGGAGCAUUCCCGUGGAGGUUGACGAAUCAGAGCCAUACCCAAGCGAGUUAUUGAAACCCAUCCCAGAAUAUUCCCUGGGGGAGGAACCAGCACUGCCUGCUCCAGAUCAAAGGAAUAUGGCCCCCUACAGCAGGGCCACCUCCCAAACCUCUCCCUCUUCCUCGGGAGACUUUUCUCCGGCUCACCCACCUCUGAAACUCUCCGAGCACCAGCGGCCCAUGUCCCAGCGAAUGGCCCAGCUGCGCACUAGAGUCCUGGAGGAAAGUGAAGACAGCUUCUGGAGGAGGCACCCAGAUCCUGGCAAAGAUUUCCCUUCAGGGUCCUCUGCAGCCAGCAAGCCUGACACCGUGUCUGUGGUCAGAGGUCACCCCACAGAGCAUCAGUUUUCAUUUAUGGAUAAACAUCAUCCGUGGCUGGAAUCUCAGCUUCCGGCAGCUUCUCCUGACACUGGCCAUGACUCAGACAAAUCAGACCAGAGCUUACCUCAUACCUCAGUAGAGUCCUGGGGGAAUAGUCAAGUGACCGUGCAGCGACCCCAACUCCACAGGAACCGCGUGGCCCCAGAUCUGCCGACGAUAGACACGGGGUACGAUUCCCAGCCCCAGGACAUCCUGGGUAUCAGGCAGCUGGAAAGGCCCCUGCCCCUCACUUCGGUAUGUUACCCCGUAGACCUUCCCAGACCGCUGAGGUCUAGGGAGUUCCAUCCAUUUGAAGUGCAGAGAUAUCCCGCACAGAUGCUGCUUCCCAACCCUUCCCCGAACGCUCCCUGGAACAAUCAUUACCACUGCCCUGGAGGACCCGAUCACCAGGUGCCAUAUGGCCAGGAGUACCCUAGGGCAGCCUACCAACAAGUGAUCCAGCCAGCCCUGCCUGGGCAGCCCCUACCUGGAGCCAGUGGGAGGGGCCCACACCUCGUGCAGAGAGUCUUCUUGAAUUAUCCGACUCCCUGGGACCAAGAAGAGAGACCUGUCCAUGGAGACUUCUCCCCGCCAGGGAUCCCAAGGUACCAGGACCCACCACACAAGCCGCCACCUCACAGAGCCAGAGCUUCUGAGGAGUCCUUGGAGGGUCCCACAGAGCUGAGAGCACAAGGACCCCAAGCUUUAUCCCCAGCUGCUGUUCCUAGACCCCCUAGUAACCUUCCAGUCAGAGGAACCCUGAAAACCAGCAAUUUGCCAGAAGAAUUACGGAAAGUCUUUAUCACUUACUCUAUGGACACAGCCAUGGAGGUGAUGAAAUUUGUGAACUUCUUAUUGACAAAUGGCUUCCAAACUGCGAUUGACAUGUUUGAGGAUAGGAUCCGAGGCAUUGAUAUCAUUAAGUGGAUGGAACGUUACCUCAGGGAUAAGACAGUGAUGAUAAUCGUGGCAAUCAGCCCCAAAUACAAACAGGAUGUGGAAGGCGCUGAGUCGCUGCUGGACGAGGACGAGCACGGCUUACAUACUAAGUACAUUCAUCGCAUGAUGCAGAUUGAGUUCAUCAAACAAGGAAGCAUGAAUUUCAGAUUCAUUCCUGUGCUCUUCCCAAAUGCUAAGAAGGAGCACGUGCCCACCUGGCUGCAAAACACUCACGUCUACAGCUGGCCCAAGAACAAGAAAAACAUCCUGCUGCGGCUGCUCCGAGAGGAGGAGUACGUGGCACCUCCCCGGGGCCCUCUGCCCACCCUCCAGGUGGUUCCCUUGUGACCUAGCAGCCCAGGCUCACUGGGGGCCACCAUGCCACCUUGGGGGCCUAUUCUUACAAGCAUCUUCUCCUGGAGGCUAGCUGGCAGCAUUCGCUGCUGCUGCUUGUUCUCUGUGCCUCCCCAAGUGGCCUCCAACCCCAGGAAACUGCUCUGCAGAGGACACUUCUUCCUGCACCCGGACACAGCCCGGCUGAGAAACAGGACUUGGCCAUUUCGCUUUCUCUCCUGAAAAUCCACUGCAUGUCCUUCUACUCUGAUGCAUUUGUCCUGGGCCCUUUGGUGCUUCAGCAAAUAGAUAAGUGACGUUGCAAUAAAUGUAAACAACCACAACACUUUCCCCUCACUUCCUAUACGAGUUAACCAAAUGCUUCUGUGUCCCCAAACUGAUUCAUGUACAAAUAAUAAAAUGCUGUUUUAUAAGCUUUUGUUUCACUUAUCUCAAAUGAGAUAGAUAUUAAUUUAUAAUAUGGGCAGUUGCUUUCAGGGACAGCAAUAAAACCUCUUGGAUAAAUGAAAUAAACUAGCUG